Molecule: messenger RNA, 2990 nt
Organism: Cydia pomonella (codling moth)
Lineage: Eukaryota; Metazoa; Arthropoda; Insecta; Lepidoptera; Tortricidae
Product: probable sodium-coupled neutral amino acid transporter 6
Exons: 9
Coding region: 1444-2952 (502 amino acids)
Source: RefSeq, a predicted model, not a curated record
GAAUGAGCUGUUACAGGGAAGCAGCUGCCCCCCUCUGGAACUCGAAUUUUACAUACAAUGUAUGCCCCUCUGCGGCGCCUGUUAACUUUCACUAUGGGACCAACCCCAAAAUCGCGAAAAAAAAAUUUGUCUGUCUCGUAGGAAAUUUCAACAUCAGACCAGCAAAAUGUAUGAAACAGCCAAUUUGUUUUCCGCCUGAAUUUUUUUUUCUAUCCCGAUUCAAAAAAUUACACCAAAGCUUCUAUGAAAACUCAUUUCCACUACGUCACGCAUAUACAAUUUAAAAAAUGUUCACACUAAAACGUGACGUAAUGGAACGGACGUUUUAGGACAUUUUUUGAAUGGAGAAUCCUGACGAUUCUGAGUAACCCCAAGAAAGCCCAGUUAUGUAAAAAUCAGAUUUUCAAUACCAUUUUUUUAAGAAAAUGCUCGUGAACGAGACGGCGCUAUGAAUAUAUGUAUAAUGCGAUGUCCCGUCCGCACACCGGGUCGGGGUGCGGAUACGAUGCAAAUGUGAAAACAACCUAUAAGUAGAGGGCGUACGACCAUAUACCUCCUCCGUCUAUUUGCCUCUUUAUCGUUCAAAUAUGCAAGAGCGAAAGAAAGGUAGGUAAAUAACGAUUGUUAAUGUUCACGGUAAACCCUCAGCGGCUAUAACCGCGAAAAUCAAAGUUCGUCAAUUGCGAGCAUUUGUCUCUGUCACACUAGACGUCUUAGUGAGAGUAAAAGAGAAAGAUCCCCGCAAUUUGCGAAUUUCUGUUUUCGCGGUAGGACAGGAAGCAAUUGCGGUGGAAUGAGACAGACGUAUUUGAUGUUACCCAGUACAAGAUCUGAUGAUAUGAUUGCAUAAUAGGCCCCACAGACGUCACGGAUAAUUAUAUGCGAUUUUCGAUACACUGCCGAUUACUGAGGAGCAACGAAUCCGAUUGAUCGAUGAAACGCCGCAAUGUAUCAAAACUCACGUGAGUUUUGAAUAUCGCGUUCGAUAUUCAAAGAAACCUUGUGUGUGCGAGUGUGCUGCACAGUGGAGUGUAGAAUGAACUAAUUAGUCUACGUUACAUAAUAUAAUCCGCGGGACGGCGGCUAGCGUCGCCGUCUGCCAAAACUCUGUGCCUUAUAAAGACUGAAUUUAAAAAGUUCCUAUAAAAAAAAAAAUAAAGUUUUCGCGCGACUUUCGGAAUUGUAACGACGUAUUUAAGAGACAGAUUGUUGUUAGUAAUGCUAAUAAUAAAUAAAAUUGCAGUGUAUUCGUUUUUAGCAUUACCUAAGUAAUUGGCGAAUAUAUUUCAAGUCAUCAAAUAUUCGAAUUAUAAUGAAGGCGUAACGGUUAAUGAAUUAUUUUUGAAAAUUUGUUGUAAAUUAAGUGAACGUUGAUGUGUUUUUAUUAUCAGAACAGAAAAAUCCCCUUGUUUUGGCAGAAACGAGACAAUAUAGACUUGAACCAUGAAGUACCCCCCCACCAUGCAGCGCCUGGGCACCCCCAAGCCGCAGCUGGUCUCUCACCACUCCGACUACACCGCCGGGGAGACGGUGGGCGGGCUCAGUGUGCUGUUCACCGUGCUGUGCAUCGUCGACCUGUUCGGUGUGUUCCCGGUUAUUGCGCUGCCGAAGAGCGUCAUAGCGUGCGGUUACUACGGUAUUCCAUUGGUGCUGGCCGUGUUUGGGCUGCAGAUAUACACGUCGAUGCUGCUCGGUCGGUGCUGGAUUCUGGCGCGGCAGAUCACGCCUGACAUCCGGGAGAAGAACAGGUAUCCGUACGCCGCCGUGGCGGAGCUAGCGUUUGGGCAGCACGCCAGACGGCUGGUCACGUUCCUCAUUGACGCCACGGUCUUCAGCGCUGGCGUGCCCAACUUUAUAGUCGCAUCACAAAGCAUGCAGCUUUUCUGGUGGAAGAUCACUGGGGGCGAGAUAGGCAUCUCCUACUGUGUGUGGAUGAUCAUUAUUGGGUUGCUGCUCUGCCCAGUCAUGUGGCUCGGCUCUCCUAAGGAUAUGAAAUCGCUAGCAGUAACAUCCGUGGGCAUCGUGUCGACGGUCGCUCUCUGCAUCUGGACCUGCAUCUUGCUGGAUGACUCGUCGCCGCCCAGAGCUGGUCUGUUGGACCAGCCCCAGCUUCAAGACCUGGUUGUUGCUUAUGGCAUCAUAGCUUUUCAGUUCGACAUCCACCCAAUGCUGCUGACCAUCCAAGUGGACAUGAAAGACAGCCGUAAGAUCAACCGCGCGGUGUUCAGCGGGUUCGCCUUCACCGGAGCCCUGUUCGCGGUCACGUCCGCCCUCGCCGCGUACCGCUACGGGAGUGCGGUGGAGAGCAACAUACUGCAAGGGAUCCCGCCGUCCAUAGCGUUGUUCGUGGUGGCGCUACUAGUGACGCUCCAGCUCUGCCUCUCUAGCGCCGUCGGCAACUCCGCGCUCUUCCAGCACGUCGAGGACCUGCUGCACAUACCCAGAGAUUUCAGCUGCCAACGCUGUCUCGUCCGCUCCAGCAUUGUCGCCCUGGCUGUUUUUCUCGGCGAGAGCGUGCCAAGCUUCGACGUGGUCAUGGGUCUAGUCGGAUCCACUCUGACCGGCCCGCUAAUGUUCAUAUUCCCACCUCUCUUCUUCCUAAAGCUGUGCCAUGCGAAGUCUAACCUCAAAGAUUUUAAAUCCAUCGAACAAAAUGGUGGAAGCAAAAAUGGCGACGCUUUCCCGCUCAUUAUUCACAACGCUUUAGAAACUCAGUACAAAACGUUUGUUGAGACUCAUGACGAGUUUAAUUCCAAAUUGGAGCAGUAUAAGAUUAAGUGGUACGAUAUAUUUCUGGCUUUAUUAGUGAUGUCGAUGGGGUUGGUUGCAACAGUGGUGUCGACAUAUUCGAGUUGGUCGGAUGCCGUGAGUUCUGCGACGUUUUCGACGCCGUGCUUGUACAACGCGACUGCGGCGGCGAGAAGCUUCUUGGAGGCGACUACGAAAAUAUAAGGAGUGAUCUCAGUAAUACAAAAACAUUUUAUUUCAGA